Molecule: messenger RNA, 1991 nt
Organism: Carcharodon carcharias (great white shark)
Lineage: Eukaryota; Metazoa; Chordata; Chondrichthyes; Lamniformes; Lamnidae
Gene: mab21l3
Product: mab-21-like 3
Exons: 7
Coding region: 333-1424 (363 amino acids)
Source: RefSeq, a predicted model, not a curated record
CUUCAUCCAGCAGCCGGGACAUUUGCGGGAUUUGCCGCAUGAUUUACUGUGGACUGCCUACAGUUGGGCCACUCUUUAGGGUGUGAAUCCCCUCCGGCGCUAGGACCUCGCGGAACUUGAUGGACAAAAAAGUGAAACUCAAACGCGAUUCCUGUUCGAUAGGUUGGAGUGUUUUCUUUUUGUGGAUGUCCAAGUGGUGGCGGAGAAUUGGUUUCUAACUGCACGGUCUCGGAAAAGUCAGCGAAAGAACAGUGACACGGGAAUUUAACUGCACGAAUAAAAGCGGAGUAAAUUGAAUAACGGGAGAGGACAAGUGAAGAACUCUGACAAAAAUGAUUGAAUUUACAGAAGAAGAUCUGGACUUUUACCUGCUGAAUCAGGUGCAUCUGCGAGAUCGGGAAGUUUCAAAGACUGAAGAAGAAGUUUAUGCCAUCGUUCAAGAACUGACUUCUGCAAUCAGCACAGAGGAUAGCCGCUUUCAGCCCAUUUCUCAUUCUGGAAUUAACAAUGAAAACAUCAAGGUUCAGUCACCAACACAGUUUUUCAUUAUGGUUCCGGUCCGAGGUCUGGCAGCUUACACAGAACGGAAGGCACGCCAGUGGCGUUAUUAUACCUUGACUGGUUCCAAGCUCAUCUCACCUGUUCAAGAGCCCGAGAAACUUCAUCAGUGGUUGGAGGUGGAUCAGUUUCUUAAGAGUACCCAAGAAUGGCACGAGUCAGAUGUGACUAUUGAAGGUGACAUUGUUCCUUCUAAGGUAGUUGCUAUCUUUAAAGCACUGCUUGAGAAACCACUCCAGGCCUCUAAUUUUCAUGGGAAAAUCAAUGUUUUGGAAAGCGUUGGCCCUACCAUACGACUUGCUGUGGAAACAACAGAACAGCAUGUUGAGGUGGAGAUUGUACCAGCCAUUGAAAUUGCCAGCCACUGGCCAAAAAAAGCACGUUGGCCACGGUUUCUGAAACGUUGGCCUUCGAAAGAAAAGGCGCGAUCUGUCAAGUCUUUUGGAUUUAAUUUAUUGGCAAGAUCGAAUUACCACUGGCAGCUCUCAUUCACACGUGCAGAGCAGGAGCUAUUAGAGGGUAUGGAUGAAGAUGGAAGCUGCCGUUUAAAGUGUUUACAGGUCAUAAGAAAGCUGAAAGAAGACUACUGGUGCCCCGGAAGUAAACCAGUCAUCACAUCCUAUCACCUGCAGACGCUGUUGUUUUGGACUUGCGAGAAAUAUCCACGCUCUAAAGAUUGGAAAAAUUUCCAAAAAUGCUUUCUGCGCUUGGUAAAGAAACUUCAGAAGUGUGUGCUACAGCGAUACCUCCGGCAUUACUUUGUGAAGAGCUUUAACCUGCUUAAGUAUGCUAACACAAAUGAACUGGAUAUAACAUCUCAGAAAAUUAAUGAGUUCUUAAUGAACCCUAGUGUUUACUUCCACUAAAUUUUCUCUGACUUUUUAAAUGAACAACAGGUUCCAAUGUGCCAAGUCUUAAUGACUUUUCAAGACUCUCCAUCUUUUACCUGAAUUAAAGUUGAGUUACGAGUUGAUAUUAAUACUGUGAGAAGAACACAAGUAGAAAUCACUAAUGGCAUUAUUAUCGUAUGAAUAUUUGUACCAGAUUUCUCUCUGAUAUUUUAGAGAUGCCAGUAACCUCCAGUAAAACUUGGGAGGUGAAUUAAAUAAGAUCAUGUUAUGAAUUCAUACAGUAACAUUGCUGAUAGUAUUUCUAUCCUAUAAUGUGCUUAAAGGUUUAAACAUCUUAAGAUGUUUCUUUGCUGUGGACUUGCAUGCCUUGAACAAUAAUCCAAAUUUGCAAAUUAAAUUUUCAUUUGCUCCUACUGUGCGAUACAUUUUUAAAAAAAGUGUUACAAUGUAGCCAUUGUUUAGUGUUCAAUAAAUUGCUCUUAACCAAGGGCUGCCAAAUGUCAUUGUGUUGAUGAAAUGCACAUUUAAAUUUCAGCAAAAUCUCACUAAAUUAAAGACAGACUUUCUGUGAUUCUGAUUUAA